AUGCUAAGUUCUCGAGCGCAUACAGUGCAGGAAAGGAAGAAUAGACGCGUUGCAGUCAGGAGGACUGCCAUGAGUUCGCGGAUCUCUCUUCUCUCAGGAAUCACAGCAUCUUCGAGUGGAUCAAGUGGAAGUGGAUCCACGGUUACACAGGAGUCAAUAACACGUCCGCGAGUUCGAAACUCAAAGGGCGAUGCCAAGCCAAAGGGCAAACGUCAAAGUACGGUCGUUGAGGCCACAUCUACCAAGGGCAAGACUACGCCAAGGAAGAGUAAAGGGGCCAUAGACGUCUUUGCCUUUCUGGACAAAGAUCAAUCUCGUGCAUCACUAGUGCAGAAGCGUACCAAGAAUGCGCGUACCACGCACCAAGAGGAGAUCCCAAAUACCGUGCAUGAUGACUCCGAUCUGGACAGUGGCCCACAGAGUUUUCAUUCAGACUCGGGCAUUUCAAUUAACGAUGGCGGCUCCGAUCACGAUCCUUCCAAGACAGACACGUUUUCUGGGAGAAGAAGGCUAGGGGCUCUUCAAGAAGAACCUGGAGAAUCGCAUCAUCGUGCCAGCUUUGCCGUGCGCUCAUACCGUCCGGAGUUCCAACCAAUUCCACAAGAAGUGGACGAGGAUCAUCCGGAGUGGUACUACAGAGCAGACCGUUCGCCAGAUGGAGAUUGUGUUCCCGCAGCAGUGGAUUCUGACGUGGGCUCAGAGAAUGCAGAAGCGGACAAGCCAUCGGGUUACGAUCUACUUGCAUCUCGUCUUUCUUUCACACAAGACCCAUGCGGAGACUGCGUGCCGCCGAUCUACCGACGGUUUGGAAGGUUGAACCAUCGUAUUCUCCUACAACUUCAAGACGAAAUUGCUGAGAUGGAGGAGGACCUCGAAUAUAUGGAUCGGGCGGACGCACAUGAGCGCACAGCCCGACACGGUCACAGAGUCCCAGCUUCUCGAAGAUUAGACUGGCGAUGGGGAGGAAGCGAAUUACAUGCUAGGAGGCUAGACCUGCUGGGCAGAAUAUACCUUAAAGUUGAGCAAUACAACCAAGCCAUCUUCUCCUUCCAGCGAGUAGCCUCUUCGACUUCUCCAGCAACGACGGAAGACAUCGAGACAUACCACAAGUGGAUGACAGAGAAUAAACCGGUCGUAGAUGCCGAGGCCACGUACUUGGACAAGAAAAAUGAUCUGCUCAGCCUGGUCCAGCAGAAAAAAGAGCUGAACCUCAAAUUCUCCACACCCCGACUGGCUGCCAUCAUGAUAGCCAUCACUUCCGCCACCGCUCUUCCGAUCCUCCUCUUCCGUAUCAUCCCUGCUUUCAAUUCUCGCGUCACUGUCAUAUUAUUACUGGCUCCUUCUGCGGCAUUCCUCGCGAAAUCUCAGCUCGCAGGAUCUUUGAUGGUUGGCACGGAGUUAAGGCGUUUUCUUCUGGUGUACUUUGGGGCACUGAUCCUUGGUGCGUUGAUUAUUUGA
Molecule: messenger RNA, 1458 nt
Organism: Endocarpon pusillum Z07020
Lineage: Eukaryota; Fungi; Ascomycota; Eurotiomycetes; Verrucariales; Verrucariaceae
Exons: 2
Coding region: 1-1458 (485 amino acids)
Source: RefSeq, a predicted model, not a curated record